Messenger RNA from Morone saxatilis (striped sea-bass), 2414 nucleotides. RefSeq names its product protein NipSnap homolog 2-like. The transcript has 10 exons. The record is from RefSeq and is a predicted model, not a curated record. Gene Ontology annotation, cellular component: mitochondrion. Bases 59 to 895 code for a protein of 278 amino acids. NCBI's taxonomy places the organism in Eukaryota, Metazoa, Chordata, Actinopteri, Moronidae.
GGUCCACCGGGAACAGCUCGGACUGUCCAACAACCUGACAGCAGCUUUCAGGGGAAAGAUGGCGACCCGAGUCCUUCAGAGAGUGGGCAGAGGCUUUAAAGAGACGAGAAAUGGGCUCCAGGUCACGGUUGUCGUCAGGAGCCUCUCAGCUUUCCGUGAAGACAGCUGGUUCAAGUCUCUGUUUGUUAGAAAGGUAGACCCCCGAAAAGACGCUCACUCUCAUCUACUCGCCAAGAAGGAAGACAACAACCUGUACAAAAUACAGUUUCAUAAUGUCAAGCCCGAGUGCCUUGAUGCUUACAAUGAACUUUGUGAGGGGGUCUUGCCUUCCAUUCACGCUGACCCCGAAUACCCUUGUGAGCUUGUGGGCACCUGGAACACGUGGUACGGGGAGCAGGAUCAAGCAGUUCACCUGUGGAGAUAUCGGGGAGGAUACCCGGCUCUCACCGAAGUCAUGAACAAACUCAGACAGAAUAAGGAGUUUAUGAACUACAGGAACGAGAGGGGGAAGAUGCUGCUGUCUCGUAGGAACCAGCUUCUGCUGGAGUUCAGUUUCUGGAACGAACCCGUCCCUCGUCCUGGACCCAACAUCUAUGAGCUCCGAUCGUACCAACUCAGGCCAGGGACGAUGAUCGAGUGGGGAAAUUACUGGGCGCGUGCUAUUGAGAUUCGCCAGCAGAACCAAGAGUCAGUGGGAGGAUUUUUCUCCCAGAUUGGAAGUCUGUACACGGUUCACCACUUAUGGGCUUACAAAGACCUUCAGUCCAGAGAAAACAUUAGAAAUGCAGCCUGGCAGCGUGAUGGCUGGGACCAGAUUGUUUAUUACACUGUCCCUCUUAUUCAGCACAUGGAAUCUAGAAUAAUGAUUCCCAUGAAGACUUCGCCCUUGAAGUAACCACAAACACCGAGGGGGAGCCUCUUAACAGCCACCGCAACCAUCACACUGAUCUGUAGAGAGUGUUACCAACCCUCAGAGUGUCCACUGCCAUGAAUAUCUGGAUAACAGCAACAUCGUGUUCCAGUUUCUGUUUUUUUUGUUUUGUUUCUUUACUCCGGUUUUCUGUGUGGGCCUAGAAUGUCUUAUUUCAGAUAAUGAGGUUAAAAUGAUUCAUCACCAAACUGUAUCUGUUACAGCAGACUGUGUUACUGAUCCAUUAAUGCGCCGUGUGUAGACGAAAUAUAAUUUAAAACUCCUCCUCUUCACUCUCCAUGAUUUAAAGGGUCAGAUUAAAAAUGGCGUCUUAUUUUUAAUGACGAGAUAAAAACUGCUUUCAUUGGCAUCACAAGUGUUCAGAUAUGAAGAGAGGUUAAUCAAACAUUUAAUAGUUCUAGUGCUGGUCACAGGCUGAAAAUGUCUUUUCAUAAAAAUGUGUUUCAAAAGAAAAGUUCUUGUGACUCGUAAGCCCUGUUAUACUAGCACUGAUAACUAAUCAAACAAAAAACAACUGCUUCCAGGGUCUGACAACAAAAACACGCCGUCCAGAGCUCACAGUUCACUACUAAUAUGAACUGGAAAAGCUUUAAAUGUUACAGAUGAUGGUUAGUUUUAGAGGAGCAUGCUGUUUACAAAUCAGAGAUAGCGGCCUGUGUUGUAGAGCGGACUCUAGCUUUAUGUUCAGUAGAAGUUCACCAGGUACACACUCCAACAGAAAAUGUGACUUUAUGUUUACAUGGCUUUGAUCCAGCCAGCCGGUUAUGGUUUAUACCAGUAAUUCGUUUCAAGAUGAGUGACAUGGAUGGAUGAAAAGAUUCAUAAUGACACUGUUAUGAAGACACACAAAAAUUGAAGUUCACAAGAGUGUCGGACUUGUCAGAACAGCAAGCUAGACUUUGAUUUAGAACACAGUCUUUUUUUUAAUUCUGUCCUGGAUUCAUGAAUGUAGUGUCCGGUUCUUGCUGUGAAGAUGUGCUGAAUGUCCUGAAGGAGUCAUGUCUCCUCUUUUAAACUGACCACAAACUCCAGAUUAUUUUCUAAUUUAGACAUCAUGACACUUCUGGUUCUUCAAGCUGUGAGGAGGGGGACAAGUUGAUUCAAAUGAUUAGAAGUUAUUGUUGAUUGUUGACAACUAAUCAGUAUCUACACACUGCUGUACAACGACUGGUUUAGCCUAUCCCUCUAUCGAGCAAUUAAUGCCAACCAGGUGAUUGUGUGCUAUAACUGAGAUAAAUAGGGUUUUCUUUUUUUUCUUUAAUGGUCAGAUUGUAGAUAUACAUAGUGGGGCUUAUUGACCGAGCAGGAGAUAUGGUCAAUCCUGUGUCUGUAAAUGAAGUGGGGUACUCCUAACUAUUUUAUGUGGAUAAAUAAGUGGACAGGAGGAGGAGUAAUUUCUCAAUGUGGUAAAUGCGAAUUGCAGUGCUUUAAUAAAACUAGUUGUACAGAUUAAAUUAAACUUCUGAUGAAAAUGGGAAACAGA